CUUCUAAUAAACCAAACGUUUGAAAUAAAAUCUUUCCCUUUCCUUUCUUUUCCCUUCCUUUCUUUUCUCAACCUUUCCUUUAUUUUCACUCCCAUGGAGAUUUCUGCCAUUUCUGGUUCCAGCGAUGACUCCAUUGUUAGGAGGUCCGUGAUUGUUGAAGAUUAAUUCAAUGAAUUAGAUUAAUUUUUCAAAGCAUUUAAAAAUUUGUAGUGCCGACCUUUAUAUCCCUAUUGUGAUUUGCUAUGAUAAUUUGUGGUCGUUAGCUGUUUGAUGGAUUGAAUGUAUUCGUGAGGAUGCAAGUUUUCCAGGAUUGAAUUCCGAAGUCAUUCGCGCUCUCUCUCUCUCCCCUAGAUGAAAUAGAGAAUGCUUCUGUUCUUCCAUCCAAGGAGUGUUAGGCAGUUGAUCAGAUAUCACCAGAACACUGCAGUUCGUGCUAUUGCUUUUAACUCAACCAGUGAAUCAUGUGUUUCCCUGGAAAAUGAAAGAGAGAUUGAUAGAAUCGCUAAAAUUAUAAGUGACCAUCCGUUUCCUGAUGUACCACUUCAGCCUACCCUUCUUCACCAUAUUCCUCCUUCUAACCUUUCUGCUAAAUUUGUUGAGAAUGUCCUUGGCCGCUUAUUUGCAGCCAAUACGAAUGGUGUUAAGGCUUUCGAGUUCUUCAAGUUCACCCUUCACUAUUCCAAUGUAUCUCUCACUUCAGAUGCAAUUGAAAAGACACUGCACAUUCUUACAAGAAUGCGAUACUUUGAUAAAGCAUGGGAAGUGAUGGAAGAAAUUAUCGAAAUAGAUCCUUCCCUGCUCACCCUCAAGUCAAUGAGUAUUGUUCUAUCCAAAAUUGCUAAGUUCCAGACCUACGAAGAGACACUUGCAGCAUUUGAGAGGAUGGAGAAACACAUAUUUGUUGGAAGGAAUUUUGGAAUUGAUGAAUUCAAUGUGUUGCUUCGUGUUUUUUGCACCCAAAGACAGAUGAAGGAGGCAAAAUCUAUUUUCAACAAAAUGUAUUCACGAUUCCCAACAAACACCAAGACCAUGAACAUAUUGCUCUUGGGUUUUAAGGAAACUGGCGAUAUAACUUCGGUUGAACUAUUCUAUCAUGAAAUGGUAAAAAGAGGUUUCAAGCCUAAUGGCAUCACAUAUAACAUCAGAAUUGAUGCUUACUGCAAAAGAGGUUGUUUAGAUGAUGGAUUGAGACUUUUUCAAGAGAUGGAACAUUCAAAUUGCUCGCCAACAUUAGAAACAGUCACUACUUUGAUUCAUGGGGCAGGUGUUGCUAGAAAUGUGACUCGGGCAUGGGAGUUGUUCAAUGAACUACCUACAAGAAAGUUAUGCCCUGAUGCUGGGGCUUAUAAUGCGAUGAUAAGUGUUCUUGUGAAGUGUAGACAGGUGGAAUAUGCCAUUAACUUGGUGAACGAAAUGGAAGAGAAGCAUAUUUCUCCUGAUGGCAUAACUUAUCAUACCAUGUUUCAUGGCUUGAUGAAGUCAAAUGGUAUUGAGGCUGUUAGAGGUUUCUAUGAAAAAAUGGUAAUGCAGAACUUUGUUCCAGAAACACGUACAGUAGUGAUGCUAAUGAAAUUCUUUUGUGGAAAUCGCUAUCUUGAUUUAGGUUUGAAUUUGUGGGGCUACUUGUUGGAGAAGGGUUCUUGCCCUCAUGAUCAUGCAUUGGCUCUUCUGGUGACAAGUUUAUGUUCACAUGGGCGGGUUCAAGAAGCUUUUGAUUGUGCCAAACAGAUGUUAAACAGAGGAAGGCAUAUGGGUAAACCGGUGUUCCACAUGUUGGAGAGGUUUUUAAGGGAAGCAGGUGAGAUUGAGAAACUAAAGAACCUUGAUGAGAUGAUAAGGAAGUUGGGCACUGCUUAUCCCCCAUCAAGAGGACAUGCUCUUGGGCUUUCUACUCCAUUCUGUUAAGAAACCUUUUGGCACUCAAGUGUUAUUCGUGGUGUAUAUAAUAUUCCCCAAAAUAGAAUAUGCACCAACUGAGGGUGUGUAGAAAGAAGGAUAAACCAAGGGUCAAGUGUAUGCGACUAAGAGUUCUCUAUCGAUUUUAGUAAUGUUUGACUGUGAUGGAUGCUGAUGAACUUUUUUACCAGAAGGAAUAGGAAAAAAGAAAACGACUUGGAUUCAUCAGCAGAGCAAUAUUGUGAAAUGACAAAUUGGUGGGCAAAUAUUUGUGGUCCAGAUGCUGACUAAGGAGCUACUUCUGUUUCGAUCAGUUGCGGGAUGCUACUGCAGUACCCAAUUGCUAUUGUUGCAGGGGUAUUGGUGCCAUUGGUUGAAUGUGCAGCUGAAUUGAAAUAUGGCUGUUGCGUCCAAUAUUUUUUGACUGAGUACUGUGUGAUGUGCUUAAAAAGCAAGCCGAACUACUGGCUAUGAUUGAAUGUUCUGGUUAAUUUUUCUGCUAUUACACUCUAUAUGAUGAACGUGCUCUGUGAAAUUCAAAUGAAUUCUUUUUGGAAGGUGAUCCUCGUAA
Spinacia oleracea (spinach) is the source of this 2467-nucleotide messenger RNA. Its product is annotated as pentatricopeptide repeat-containing protein At3g61360. Gene Ontology annotation, cellular component: chloroplast. The coding region runs from base 364 to 1905 and encodes 513 amino acids. Gene Ontology annotation, biological process: mitochondria-nucleus signaling pathway; chloroplast-nucleus signaling pathway. Lineage: Eukaryota; Viridiplantae; Streptophyta; Magnoliopsida; Caryophyllales; Amaranthaceae. Gene Ontology annotation, molecular function: protein binding. The transcript is spliced from 2 exons. The record is from RefSeq and is a predicted model, not a curated record.